AUGACUGCCACAGUCCCAGACAGCCGCCCUCAACCACUACAAUGGACCAAUGAUCUCAAGGUACAAGAUACUGGCUCCGGUGGGCUUGAGGCCUUGGAGGAAGAGUUUUCGGACGGAAAGAUGCAGUACGCAUUUGCUCGCGUUAAAGACCCGAAUAGUCAAUUGAACAAGUUUGUCCAAAUCAACUGGUGCGGUGACGGCGUGCCCGAGUCUCGGAAGGGGCUGUUUCACACGCACUCAAGCUCAGUGGCUGCAUUCCUGAAAGGGACACACGUCGUAAUCAAUGCUCGGAAUGAAUCGGAUGUGUCACCAGCACUUAUCAUGAAGAAGGUCAACGAUGCAUCUGGCGCAAAGUACUCCAUUCACAAAGAGGCACCAAAGAGACCCGACCCCAUUGCCCCUGUGGGGUCAACGUACAAACCUGUCGGAGCGCCAGAUAUUGCGGCGCUCCGUAAGACCGCCAAGCCUGAUGUUAUAGGAAAAGUGGGAACUGCGUACACGCCCGCCCGUGAAGAGCUAACAAGCAUCCGCUCGACCCCGCAGCCUCCGGUUCCCUCUGCUCCCCGUCCAGUUCCAACGACUCCGGCUACCGCACCAGCAUGGGAUGCUCCUUCAGCGCCUCCACCUCCGCCAGCGGCAUCGCGGCCAACUGCUCCACCUCAUGUCCCUACAGCUUCCCGACCAGUACCUGCUGCCCAACCUCCACCACCUUCGGCAGCAGGAGGUCCUCCGCCGAAGCCAGCGGAAGACGAUCGGAUUCACCCUGUUGGUACCGCAUACACACCUGUUUCGUUGCCCAAGCCCAAGAGGCUUGUUAAUCCCUUCGAGGCUAAGACUGCCGAGGCCCAGGCAACGGCAAAUCCUGUGCCUCCUGUUCGCAGCAGUGGGGGACUUACUUGGAGCCAACGACAAGCUCUUAAGAAACAACAAGAGGCCGAGGAAGAAGCGCGUAGUAAAGCGGCUCUAGGUGUCGGUGUCGGUGCUGCUGCUGUCGCCGUAGGUGCAGGUGCUGCUGUUGCCAUAUCUCAGAUCGACUCCGAGCCCGAACCUGAGCCCGAACCCGAGCCUGAGCCUAAGGUAGAGGCGGAGGUUGAGACAGCUCCCCCGCCCCCACCUCCGCCGCCAGCUCCUCCCCGACCUAUGGCCAUAUCUGAACCUGAACCCGAAGAAGCGGCACCUCCACCGCCGCCACCACCGCCGCCACCACCACCACCUGUCGCUCCGCCCAGAGAACCUUCACCCGUGGAAGAAAUAACGGAACAGGCAGCCCGGUUAAACCUCGAUCAGGGACACGAGGCGGUAGCGACUUACGAUUACGAGGCUGCCGAGCCUAAUGAGAUAUCUUUCUCAGAGGGGGAGCGUAUUACAAACAUAGAAAUGAUUGAUGAAGGGUGGUGGCAAGGAACAAAUUCUCAUGGACAGACGGGUCUUUUCCCUGCAACCUAUGUUGAACUCGUUGAAGCGACAGAAGCUGUUGAACCAGCUCCACCUCCACCUCCACCGCCGCCGCCACCCCCUCCAGCAGCACCAGCAGCACCACCUCGUCCCCCGACCCCAGAACCUGAGCCCGAGGAAUCUGGUGUUGUUGCCGUCGCUCUAUACGACUACGAUGCUGGCGAGGAGAACGAAAUAUCAUUUAAGGAAGGUGACCGAAUCGUGCAAGUGGAUACUUCCGUCAGUGACGAUUGGUGGAAUGGCACGACUGCGAGCGGCGCGACGGGCCUAUUCCCGGCGGCUUAUGUCCAGAUACAGGAAUAA
Messenger RNA from Rhizoctonia solani, 1758 nucleotides. Its product is annotated as SH3 domain-containing protein. NCBI's taxonomy places the organism in Eukaryota, Fungi, Basidiomycota, Agaricomycetes, Cantharellales, Ceratobasidiaceae. The record is from RefSeq and is a predicted model, not a curated record. Gene Ontology annotation, biological process: regulation of actin filament polymerization. The transcript is spliced from 17 exons. The coding region runs from base 1 to 1758 and encodes 585 amino acids. Gene Ontology annotation, molecular function: actin filament binding. Gene Ontology annotation, cellular component: plasma membrane; site of polarized growth; actin filament.